Zophobas morio is the source of this 717-nucleotide messenger RNA. It is a transcript of the gene Cox4, whose product is annotated as cytochrome c oxidase subunit 4 isoform 1, mitochondrial-like. The record is from RefSeq and is a predicted model, not a curated record. Gene Ontology annotation, biological process: mitochondrial electron transport, cytochrome c to oxygen. The transcript has 4 exons. Bases 89 to 616 code for a protein of 175 amino acids. NCBI's taxonomy places the organism in Eukaryota, Metazoa, Arthropoda, Insecta, Coleoptera, Tenebrionidae.
CGGUGCUUUUGUGUUUCUUGCGUUGGCAGCGAUCACUCUACACAUGAGUCGGAAGUGAGGAUCGCCAUUUUGCGUAAUUUUUGAGAUAAUGGCUGGCAGACUCUUGUCGAUGAGGGCUCUGCCCCUCAGGGUGUCGUUCCAGAAAGCUUCCAUGAGCGAUAUGCGCUCCAUUAUCGGUAAUAGGGAAAUCGUAGGUUUUGGGUACAACGGACAGCCCAACUACGCGGAUCGCCCAGAUUUCCCCCUACCGGCUAUCCGAUGGAAGGAAAGCACGGCAGACAUUCAAGCCCUACGAGAAAAAGAGAAGGGUGAUUGGCGAAAAUUGAGCCUUGAGGAGAAAAAAGCGCUUUAUAGAGCGUCCUUCUGUCAAACGUUUUCAGAAAUGAAAGCCCCCACGGGAGAGUGGAAGUCGGUGAUAGGGUGCGCCCUCAUGUUAAUGUCGCUGGGUUUCUGGGGCUACUACUUCAUGAAGACUUUCGUGUACGGUCCGCUACCUGAGAGUUUCAAGGAAGAAAAUAGAAGUGCGCAGUUGAGGCGUAUCAUCGAUUUGCAAGUUAACCCCAUCCAGGGUCUUGGUUCAAAGUGGGACUACGAAAAGGACGAGUGGAAGAAGUAAUUUCGUUCGAGUAUUGAAUGAGUGACAAAUUCAUUCGGUGUGUUAGUUAAUUUAGCCCACUUUUAAAUUACAGUCCAUGUAAUUAAACGUUUCUUUACUUA